AUGUCAUCCAACGACCAACAAUUGUCCGCCGCCAACGACCCGUAUGGAUACAGCUCCGCCCACGGUACUGGUCGAACGUCUCAACAGGCCAUCCAGAACAAUGCAAGCGAUCACACCGAAUUAUGGAGGACUUACCAACAAGACUUAACCAAUGCCACCAGUGAUGCUGAAAGGGAAUCGAUCGAAGCAAGAUAUUUGAGCGCAUCAGCUGAAUUGCAAAGUAGUUUUUGGACUCAUAAUGAUCCGGGAGAUCCCAAAAGGUAUUGA
Messenger RNA from Kwoniella botswanensis, 267 nucleotides. RefSeq lists its product as uncharacterized. NCBI's taxonomy places the organism in Eukaryota, Fungi, Basidiomycota, Tremellomycetes, Tremellales, Cryptococcaceae. The record is from RefSeq and is a predicted model, not a curated record. The transcript has a single exon. Bases 1 to 267 code for a protein of 88 amino acids.